CAGGCUUGUGGCGCGCGGCGGGGCGGCGACCGGCGGCAGCGUGAUCGGCGGCGGCGGCGGCGGAAGUGGCCGGGGAGCCCGGUCCCCGCCGACACCAUGCUUCCCCUGUCGCUGCUGAAGACGGCGCAGAACCACCCCAUGCUGGUGGAGCUGAAGAACGGGGAGACGUACAACGGGCACCUGGUCAGCUGCGACAACUGGAUGAACAUCAACCUGCGGGAGGUGAUCUGCACGUCCAGGGACGGGGACAAGUUCUGGCGGAUGCCCGAGUGCUACAUCCGCGGCAGCACCAUCAAGUACCUGCGCAUCCCGGACGAGAUCAUCGACAUGGUCAAGGAGGAGGUGGUGGCCAAGGGCCGCGGGCGCGGGGGCCUGCAGCAGCAGAAACAGCAGAAGGGCCGCGGCCUGGGCGGCGCCGGGCGAGGUGUGUUUGGCGGCCGGGGCCGAGGCGGGAUCCCAGGCACCGGCCGAGGCCAGCCAGAGAAGAAGCCGGGCCGGCAGGCGGGCAAGCAGUGAGCCGCGCCCCCCGAGACCGAAGCCCCGCCCCGCCGCGGGACCCUCUCCUUCCGGCCGGGCCGCCUCGCCCCCCCCCAGUGUGGACACCUGUGUGGUGGUGUUGGUUUUGUGAAGCCCCCGCCCCGAGGCUGGCCCUGCUCCGUGGAUAGCGCGUGCCUGGCCUGCACCUGCUGGCAUGGCCCAGGGCCGGCCCCUCCCGCACGGCGACGGGCCCGCGGGGGCCAUAGUGUCGCCUUCCAGACGGAGCGGACGGGGCCGGCCCAUGCGCCUUUGCUUCCAUUUCUCUGUGUUCUGAAAAUAAAGCCCAGUCCAGCCUCAA
Molecule: messenger RNA, 835 nt
Organism: Oryctolagus cuniculus (rabbit)
Lineage: Eukaryota; Metazoa; Chordata; Mammalia; Lagomorpha; Leporidae
Gene: LSM4
Product: LSM4 homolog, U6 small nuclear RNA and mRNA degradation associated
Biological process (GO): mRNA splicing, via spliceosome; nuclear-transcribed mRNA catabolic process
Molecular function (GO): RNA binding
Source: RefSeq, a predicted model, not a curated record